GCCCUCCGUGGAAUGAGUUUGACACCUCUGUGAGCUGGAGGGUGUACGCACAUAGCCUACAUUUCCCGACAUGCCAAGUUGAUCCAGACACGCGUACUGUUGCUUGACUGUUUCAAAGGUUGUGUACGCGGAUUCCACUUUUCGGGAACACAAUGUUAUUGUCAGGUUAUUAUACGUGAGAGAAGAGACCGGCUCGAAUAAUUUCAGCUGGGGUUCAAGGAUCGAGUCUGUGCAGAGUUCACACAGACAGACAGACAGACAGACAGACAGUGUGUGAAGGUGAUGGCACGGUAUGUGGGUAUAGCAGCAACAGGAUGAGCGGUGGAGCCCUGGGUAUCGAGAUUGUGCUGGUCUUCUUCCUGCCACUAUUUCUCCUGCAUCGCUAUGGACACUUCCGCAAGCAACACCCACUGGUGCUGUUCGGGACCCUCCUGUCCUGGUAUCUCUGCUUCCUCAUCGUCUUCAUCCUUCCCUUGGAUGUCAGCACGACCAUAUAUAACCAGUGUAAGAUUGACAACGAGAAACCCAGGGCUCUGACCAGUUCAGACCCCUCUGAUCAGACAUCCAACUCCUCUGUCUUCCCUACAAGCACACCUAAAGUAUGUCACAAGCCAUGGAGCUAUAUUCCUGAUGGAAUUCUGCCAGUGUUCUGGCGCGUGGUCUACUGGACCUCUCAGUGUCUGACCUGGCUGUUGCUCCCCUUCAUGCAGUCCUAUGCAAGCUCUGGGGGCUUUUCUAUCCCCGGUAAGAUUAAGACGGCCCUUAUCGAGAACGCCAUCUACUAUGGCAUCUACCUGGUCAUCUUUUGCUCCUUGCUUAUCUACUUGGCUGUCCAUCCCCAGUGGCAGCUAACCUGGCAGGGUCUGCAAACCAUUAGCAUCGCAGCAGCAAACACCUGGGGGCUUUUCCUCUUGGUGCUGUUGCUAGGUUAUGGCCUGGUGGAGAUCCCGUGCUUGUACUGGAACUCCUCUCGCCACGGUUACCUGUUGGCCAAGACCUACUUCAAGGCGGCCAAGCUGACGAAGGAAAAGUCAGACGCCGAGGAAAACAUGGAUGACGCCAUGGAGGAGGUGGCAAAUGUCAACGAAUCAAUCGGGUACGGUCACCCCCUAAGGAUCAGCAUUGACACUAUUUUGAGAAAGUGUCCCAUGGAAAUCCAGGAGAAAAUGGUCAGGCUGAACACGGAGGACAGUGAGGAUGAAAGCACACAGAGGACCUAUCCUUCCAAAAGGAGCCUGGUGAAGCUUCAUAAGCAAGUGAUCUGUGCUGGCCAGAGACACAGUCAAACCCAGGUCCAGUGGGCGAUCCUUCUGGAAGAGGCCUUCCAUUUAGAGGACGUGUGUAAGAAUGAGACCAGUACCUCCCAUCAGUUUGUCCAUAGUUUCCUCUCCUCCCAGCCACCCGGCUGGCUCAGCAAAUACCUGUACACGCCUACCAUAGAGUGGUACUGGGAGUGUGUGCUGCGACAGUGGUGCUACCGGCUGCUGGCACUACUGCUGUCUCUACUCUCUGUGGCUGUGGUGUGGUCUGAAUGCACGUUCUUCAGCACACAUCCUGUCCUCUCUCUCUUCGCCAUAUUCAUCCAGUUAGCAGAGAGUGACUACAACUACUUGUACAUAGAGAUGGCGUGCUUCCUCACUAUUUUGUUCCUGUGUGUUUGUGUCUACUCCACCGUGUUCCGCAUCCGAGUCUUCAACUACUACUACCUGGUACCUCAUCAUCAGACAGACGCCUACAGCCUACUGUUCAGCGGAAUGUUGUUCUGUCGACUGACUCCUCCGCUGUGUCUCAACUUCCUGGGUCUCAUCCACAUGGACGCCUCCAUUUCUCACCAGCAGAGAAUAGAGACAGCAUACACCACAAUCAUGGGCUCUAUGCGUCUCCUCUCCUUCAUAGCAGAUGGUUUCUACAUCUAUUACCCCAUGCUCAUAGUCCUCCUCUGCAUCGCCACCUACUGCAGCCUGGGUACCCGCUGUCUCAACCUCCUGGGGUUCCCACAGUAUAUUAGUCAGAGCGAUGACUUGACCUCUGAGCUGGUGGAAGAAGGCAGAGAGCUUAUCAGAAGAGAAAGAAGAAACCGACAGAGAAGCGAGGAUGCGGAGAGUCGGAAACGAGGAUGGAGAGAGCGCUAUGGAGAACAGCGAAAUGUGAGGAGGAGCAGAAAUGGUUAUUCCGAGUUAAAGGACAACGACUCUCCCUCAGACAACAGUGACACUGCCCAGUUGACUAGGAGAGAGAGCGGGGAUCACACUGGGCUACUUCAGGACGUGGACACCACAAGCCUAGAUCCUAGUGAUUCUCCAACCCAGAGGUACUAGAUCCUAGUCAUUCUCCAACCCAGAGGUACUAGAUCCUAGUCAUUCUCCAACCCAGAGGUACUAGAUCCUAGUCAUUCUCCAACCCAGAGGUACUAGAUCCUAGUCAUUCUCCAACCCAGAGGUACUAGAUCCUAGUCAUUCUCCAACCCAGAGGUACUAGAUCCUAGUCAUUCUCCAACCCAGAGGUACUAGAUCCUAGUCAUUCUCCAACCCAGAGGUACUAGAUCCUAGUCAUUCUCCAACCCAGAGGUACUAGAUCCUAGUCAUUCUCCAACCCAGAGGUACUAGAUCCUAGUCAUUCUCCAACCCAGAGGUACUAGAUCCUAGUCAUUCUCCAACCCAGAGGUACUAGAUCCUAGUCAUUCUCCAACCCAGAGGUACUAGAUCCUAGUCAUUCUCCAACCCAGAGGCACUAGAUCCUAGUCAUUCUCCAACCCAGAGGCACUAGAUCCUAGUCAUUCUCCAACCCAGAGGCACUAGAUCCUAGUCAUUCUCCAACCCAGAGGCACUAGAUCCUAGUCAUUCUCCAACCCAGAGGCACUAGAUCCUAGUCAUUCUCCAACCCAGAGGCACUAGAUCCUAGUCAUUCUCCAACCCAGAGGUACGCAGGAGGACGUUACCUCUCCCUGGCGUCCUCUCGGACACACAUUUUCAACAAUGUCUGAGAGGAGCCCCUGCUCAGAGGCUGUGGGACUGAACUGACCUUUCCUCAUUGCCCACACAGCUGCUAGAGUUCCAUGGAUAUUUUCUUCUUCUCUUUUGUCCUUUAGCCUGUUUGUCUGGAGAUAGAUAUUUAUUUAAUGCACAUUGGGGGAUCAUAAUGAAUAAGAUAACAUGGACCAGGGGGUCCUGAUCUGAGAUCAGCACUCCAACUGUGGUUCCAGUAGUGCCCCGAGAACAAAACAUUGUCUGACCUCAGGAACAACUGUGACUUUUAACCUUAGGAACAAGGGAUGCAUUAGGGCCCCUGACCAAGUGCUUACCUUUUCUCCCCCUCCUUUGAUUUCCGUUUGUGUUUUUAGAACCCAUUCAUUCUGUAACGACGACUCAGUCAUUUUAUUUUACCUUUAUUUAACUAGGCAAGUUAGUAAAGAACAAAUUCUUAUUUUCAAUGACUGCCUAGCAACAGUGGGUUAACUGCCUUGUUCAAGGACAGAACGACAGAUUUUUACCUUGUCAGCUUGGGGAUCUGAUCUUGCAACCUUUCGGUUACUAGUCCAACGCUCAACCACUAGGCUACACUGCCACUCAUCUCACAAUGCCUCUUCUUUGCCAGGGUAUGUAUGAGUUUUUAGGGUACAAUGAUAAUACAUGUCUUCUUUCUAGGAGAUUUUCCUGUGCCUUGAUUUUGCUCCAUUUUAAAUGUUUUUAUUUCCAUAAAUGCUGUAUAUUUAAAUAUCGAUGUCCUUUUAUAGAUGCACUGUCGUUUUUUAAUCAACAAGUACUGACUGUACUGUUGUUUUUUAAAUCAACAAGUACUGACUGUACUGUCGUUUUUUAAUCAACAAGUACUGACUGUACUGUCGUUUUUUAAAUCAACAAGUACUGACUGUACUGUCGUUUUUUAAUCAACAAGUACUGACUGUACUGUCGUUUUUUAAUCAACAAGUACUGACUGUACUGUCGUUUUUUAUGAAUAAUAACUGAGCUCAGUGGUGUUUGAUGCUUGGACCUUAAGGGUGAGGAUGGUGUGAACCAUGUUAACCAGUAAGAACUGUGUGAGUCAAGGUUUGAUUAUGUAAAAUCCCCCAUUAUAUCUCAGAUCCAGUUUCAAUAAAUCACCCCCCCCCCCAAAAAAAAAAAAAUAUUGUGAAACUAUUUAGUCAAAUAUCAAUUCAAGGUAUGUAUUUGUAAAUUAACUUUGAUCUAUAUUAUUAUUAUUGAUGGUUUAUGGUGAUGAAGGAAUGAUUUGACCUCCUCAUACCUGCUACUGAGAGACUGCAGGUCUUGUGCUUGCAGGCUGGGUCUGAGUCAGACUGAAACUAGAUAAAGAGAAGUAACCACUGUCUGGUUUUGACAUGUUGAUCUUGAGUGACAGUGGACAAUGCUAAUGAAUUCAGAGAAGCUACUGUACUAGGUUGCCUUAUACGGUAACCUCAGCUUAUUGAUAAUAAUAAUAAUAAUAUAUGCCAUUUAGCAGACGCUUUUAUCCAAAGCGACUUACAGUCAUGUGAUACACACAUACGUUGAUGUAGGUGAUCACACCACCAGGGAGUGAACACAUGUAUAAAAUCAGCUGUGCCCUUCGGUGGGGUGCAGAACUUACUCUGAAACAUGCGUGCCAUGUUCCCGUUGUCAACUUGUCUGCAAUUGCAUUUAAUAAAGGUUUUUGAUUUAUUUA
Messenger RNA from Oncorhynchus keta (chum salmon), 4659 nucleotides. RefSeq names its product G-protein coupled receptor-associated protein LMBRD2B-like. Gene Ontology annotation, cellular component: membrane. The transcript is spliced from 19 exons. Gene Ontology annotation, biological process: adrenergic receptor signaling pathway. Bases 315 to 2318 code for a protein of 667 amino acids. The record is from RefSeq and is a predicted model, not a curated record. Lineage: Eukaryota; Metazoa; Chordata; Actinopteri; Salmoniformes; Salmonidae.